Hypomesus transpacificus is the source of this 2817-nucleotide messenger RNA. It is a transcript of the gene hspa9, whose product is annotated as heat shock protein 9. Gene Ontology annotation, molecular function: ATP-dependent protein folding chaperone; ATP hydrolysis activity; heat shock protein binding. Gene Ontology annotation, cellular component: mitochondrion; cytoplasm. The record is from RefSeq and is a predicted model, not a curated record. Gene Ontology annotation, biological process: protein refolding; cellular response to unfolded protein. NCBI's taxonomy places the organism in Eukaryota, Metazoa, Chordata, Actinopteri, Osmeriformes, Osmeridae.
UGGUGCAACAUGCGUUGGAUAAUUCGAGAACAUACUUGUAUUCUCCUGUCCCUUCGUAAAAGAUCACUGAGCUGAGGCUAGCAUACUCCUGACUUGAUAGGCGAAAGACACUUGAAGUUUUGCUCAGGACAUAUCACCUACAAUCUAUUUAAUCGUACAAAUACUUGGGUAACCUUUCGAUUUAAUAUUAUUUGAACAGGUUGGGAUUUUUAUCUUGAGGCCUUGCGUUUUCUAAGCCAAACCAGUCUCCCACACGUCCUACUAGAAUGUUGAGCAUUGCAAGAACAGCUUCAAGGUCUCUCCCCUCGCAGAACUGCACCAGGAGUGUGUCCACCUUGAUAAAGAAGGCUUGCUGGAAUGGAUUACAACAGGACACUCUUAGAGCCAUGGCCAGAAGAGACUAUGCCUCAGAGGCCAUCAAAGGCUCAGUUAUUGGAAUUGACUUAGGAACCACCAACUCCUGUGUGGCCGUCAUGGAAGGCAAGCAGGCUAAGGUACUAGAGAAUGCAGAGGGCACGAGGACCACGCCCUCUGUUGUGGCAUUCACAGCUGAUGGAGAGAGACUGGUGGGCAUGCCCGCCAAGAGGCAGGCUGUGACCAACCCCAACAACACGCUGUAUGCCACCAAGCGUCUCAUCGGGCGCCGCUAUGACGACGCAGAGGUCCAGAAAGACAUAAAGAACGUCCCCUACAAGAUUGUGCGUGCAUCCAAUGGUGAUGCAUGGGUGGAGGCCCAUGGGAAGCUAUACUCCCCCAGCCAGGCUGGAGCCUUUGUCCUGAUGAAGAUGAAGGAGACUGCAGAGAACUACCUGGGUCACAGUGUGAAGAAUGCUGUGGUGACUGUACCAGCCUACUUUAACGACUCACAGAGACAGGCUACCAAGGAUGCUGGUCAGAUUUCUGGUCUUAACGUGCUGCGUGUGAUCAACGAGCCUACAGCUGCCGCCCUGGCCUACGGCCUGGAGAAGACCCAGGAUAAGAUCAUCGCCGUGUACGAUCUGGGCGGUGGCACCUUUGACAUCUCCAUCCUGGAGAUCCAGAAGGGAGUGUUUGAGGUCAAGUCCACCAAUGGAGACACCUUCCUGGGAGGAGAGGACUUUGAUCAGCACCUCCUCACACACAUAGUCAAGGAGUUCAAGAGAGAGAGUGGCGUGGACCUGACCAAAGACAGCAUGGCCCUGCAGAGAGUCAGAGAGGCAGCAGAGAAGGCAAAGUGUGAGCUGUCAUCCUCGCUGCAGACGGACAUCAACCUGCCCUACUUGACCAUGGACGCGUCCGGCCCCAAGCACCUGAACAUGAAGAUGACCCGCUCCCAGUUUGAAGGCAUCGUGGCCGACCUGAUCCGCCGCACCGUGGCGCCGUGCCAGAAGGCCAUGCAGGAUGGCGAGGUCGCCAAGGGUGACAUCGGCGAAGUGCUGCUCGUAGGGGGCAUGUCCCGCAUGCCUAAGGUUCAACAGACCGUCCAGGAUCUGUUUGGCCGCGCCCCCUCCAAGUCUGUCAACCCGGACGAGGCUGUCGCCAUUGGAGCCGCCAUCCAAGGCGGAGUCCUGGCCGGAGAUGUCACAGAUGUGCUCCUGUUGGACGUGACGCCCCUGUCGUUGGGCAUUGAGACCCUGGGAGGGGUGUUCACCAAGCUCAUCAACAGGAACACCACCAUCCCCACCAAGAAGGGCCAGGUGUUCUCCACAGCAGCUGAUGGUCAGACCCAGGUAGAGAUCAAGGUGUGCCAGGGAGAGCGAGAGAUGGCCGCCGACAACAAAAUCCUGGGCCAGUUCACUCUGGUAGGCCUACCCCCCGCUCCCCGUGGCGUCCCCCAGAUUGAGGUGACCUUUGACAUCGACGCCAACGGCAUCGUCCACGUGUCUGAGGAUAAGGGCACUGGUCGCGAGCAACAGAUCGUGAUCCAGUCUUCUGGAGGCCUCAGCAAAGACGACAUUGAGAACAUGAUUAAAAACGCUGAGAAAUAUGCAGAGGAGGACAUGAGGAGAAAGGACCGUGUGGAGGCUGUCAACAUGGCAGAGGGUAUCGUCCAUGACACAGAGUCCAAGAUGGAGGAGUUCAAGGACCAGCUUCCGGCUGAUGAGUGUAACAAGCUGAAGGAGGAGAUCACCAAGGUGCGGGACCUUCUCUCCAGGAAGGAUGCAGAGACGGGGGAGAACAUCAAACAGGCCGCCACCAACCUCCAGCAGGCCUCACUCAAGCUCUUCGAGAUUGCCUACAAGAAGAUGGCGUCAGAAAGGGACGGCAGCGGUGGCAGCAGCAGCUCAGGGCCGUCCUCUGGAGAGGAGAAGAAGGAGGGCCAGCAGUAGAACCUUUUUUGCACUGGAGGUUGUCAUGAAGACAAUGGGGUUAUGAACUGGUGGGCUUGGGAGAUUUGCCGAUGCGUUGUCCUGAGCGAUGUUUGCGUUCAAGUCAUUCUCACCUAUACUGUGUUUUUGCAGUAAAACAAUACAGUACAAUAAUGUUAAUGUAUGUUUCUCUACCCCCCCCCCCCCCCACACACACACACACACACACACUCACACACACACUCUAAUUUAAUUGUCGAUAAUUAUAUAUAUAUAUAUAUAUAUAUUAUAUCCUGUAUGUUUAAACACCAAUUAUUUACAUCUGAUGUGAAGUAGUUUCUGUAUUUUUAUUUUCUGUCUGCGAGCCUACUGGGUUUUAAUGUGGCUCCAUCUCGUCAGUCUGAAAAUGCAGUGUUCCAGGCCAGCCUGGCCGUGCUUCUCCUGGUCUCAGCUGUGUGGGGGCUCCUGCCCUGUUAAGCGUAAAGUUACAUCUGCCUCUUCUGUACCGAGAGAAAAGUAUAGUGAUGGA